AUGUUUUUCUUCUCAGGAACUGUGUGGACUCAGAAUAUUUUGAGUUUAAUAAUUUAUGAAGGCCACCGUAAUGGAACGGAAGACAUAGAGAACAUGGAAAGAAUCCCAUGGCUGGAAUACAAUAAUAACAGUACUGAUUAUGCAGCUUUUUGUUCACCUCGUGUCUUUGCCACUCAUCUACCUUACUACUUAACUCCAAGAGACCUGAGAAACAAAAGAGCACGUGUUAUUUAUGUUACCAGGAACCCCAAGGAUGUUGUGGUUUCGUAUUAUCACUUUUCCAAAAUCRURUMCACGCUAGAGGAAGUAUCAGAUUUCAACCUUUUCUUAGAGAGAUUUUUAGCUGGCAAAGUCGUGGGUGGUUCAUGGGUGGAUCACGUUACAGGCUGGUACAGCCACGCUCAGGAUUUCAACAUACUCUUCCUUACCUACGAAGAAAUGAAAAAGGAUCUCAGAAGUGCUGUGCUCAAGAUCUGCAACUUCCUGGGCAAGCAGYUGAGUGAAGAGGAAGUGGAAGGCGUGGUGAGACAGGCUACGUUUGAGAACAUGAGGAAAGAUCCCCGGGCAAACUAUGAGAAWAUACCAGGAUACCUCAAAGAAGACAAAAAGGGUCACUUUCUACGUAAAGGCACUGUUGGAGACUGGAAAAACCUCAUGACAGUAGCACAGAGUGAAAGGGUUGAUGAAGUUCUGAAAAAGAAAAUGGAGAGUCUGCCCAUCAAAUUCAUCUGGGAUAUUAACGAUAAGAUGUAGGCUCCUUUCCUGGGUCAUCAUCCUUUGCUGUUCAGAGUGGAUGUACACRUUGGGUGUUGUGAAAGAACUAGCC
Messenger RNA from Nothoprocta perdicaria, 826 nucleotides. RefSeq names its product amine sulfotransferase-like. The record is from RefSeq and is a predicted model, not a curated record. Gene Ontology annotation, biological process: sulfation. Bases 1 to 753 code for a protein of 250 amino acids. NCBI's taxonomy places the organism in Eukaryota, Metazoa, Chordata, Aves, Tinamiformes, Tinamidae. Gene Ontology annotation, cellular component: cytoplasm. Gene Ontology annotation, molecular function: sulfotransferase activity. The transcript is spliced from 5 exons.